This is a messenger RNA of Cooperia oncophora, 921 nucleotides long. Lineage: Eukaryota; Metazoa; Nematoda; Chromadorea; Rhabditida; Trichostrongylidae. The record is from the annotation of a GenBank genome assembly.
AUGGAUAUUCACGAUGCAGCUCUAUUUCCUAAGACGCGUAUGUUCGUUGGUUUCGAUAUCAGUCAUGCUGGCCCGCAGUCAUUUGCUGACCGGCAGAUGAAAAGAAUUCAAAGUGAGCCAACCGUUGUUGGGAUGGCUUACACUGUAGGCGAGCCGACGAAGAUGCGAGGCACCUAUUGGAUGCAGGAACCUCGUCUUACUUUGAUUUCGGACAUCGCAACUAAUUUCACUGUGGCACUUCAAGCAUUCCUCAAGGAGACUAACAGUUUGCCUCUCGAUAUUGUUGUCUACCGUGGUGGAGUCUCUGAGGGAGAGUUCAAAAAGGCUGCUGCAGAGAUGGUUGAACUACAGAAAGCGUUUGUUGAAGUUAACCACAUGUAUCGCCAUGGCAUGUACUCUCCCUCACUCACAUGCGUGGUGGUGCAAACGAACUCCAACUAUCGCGUUGUUCCUACCAGAAUUGAUCCUCAUGCGAGGCCAAUGGAUCAGAACGUCCCCAAUGGCACUGUGGUGGACGACGCCAUGCAUCCCGCAUACAACGAAUUCCUCAUCAUUCCUCAAAAAGCUCUUCAGGGCACAGCUCGAGCUCUUCGCUGCACUUUGGUAACUUACAAUAAAGGUACCUCCGGAAGUCUGCCUACAAUGGAAGAAUUGAAACAAAUUACGAACAUGCUCUGCUAUGGGCAUCAAGUAGUUUGUGGGACGACAACUCUGCCAUCAGUCUGCUUUUCUGCGACUAACUUGUCAAAGCGUGGUCGGAAUAAUUGGAAAGCUGAGAACUUCCGUGAUAUGGAAGACGGUUCAGUAGCGUCUGGUGCCAGUGGUGAGGGUGGAAGACUUAGGCACGAUGGUACACCUGAUUUCUUCAAAAAUCUCAGCGCUCGUCUUCAUUGCAAAAUCAAUUCGCAUUACUGGGCCUAG